UCUAAUACCUAAGAAGGAACCUGGGGUCUACAGAAUGAUUUUCAAUUUAAAGUCCCUUAACCAAUCAGUGACUUACCRUAAGUUUAAAAUGGACACGCUUGAGUCUGCAAUCAAAUUAAUGAAGCCUGGGUGUUUUAUGUCUUCAAUCGACCUGCGAAAUGCUUAUUACUCCAUACCAAUAUCUUCUGCCUAUAGAAUGUUUCUCAAGUUUGCAUGGAGGGGAUACCUGUUUCAAUUUCGGGCCCUACCAAUGGGGUUGACAAGUAGUCCACGUUUUUUUUACGAAGGUCCUCAAACCUGUUUUUUCCACCUUACGAACUCAAUAUGGACAUAAUUGCCUGGGAUAUCCUGAUGACUCUUUCUUCACGGACGAUACUGAAGAUGCCUGUCGUGAGGCUACCAUACAUGCAGCUCAGCUGUUUACUCGUCUAGGUUCUGUCAUUCACCCAACCAAGUCUAUAUUCAAUCCUACACAAUCAUUAGAGUUUUUGGGUUUCGUGUUAAAUUCUGACACCAUGACAGUUUGUUUGACCCCAAGGAAGAUUGAGAAAAUUAUCCUUAUGUGUCAGAAGUAUUUAUGUGGACAGGCAUAUACCAUUCGGGAAGUUGCAUCAUUGAUAGGAACUUUGGCAUCAACAUUUUCUGGGGUGGAGUUUUGGCCCGCUGUAUUAUAGAAAUUUAGAAUGGGACAAAGAUGUGUCCCUAAAAGCUACCCAAGGGGAUUUUGUUGAGAAAAUGUCCCUUUCCAGGGAAAGUCUCCAAGAAUUAGAAUGGUGGGUCAGUUCCCUCCCUGCUGCAAGGAGAAACAUUGUGCAUGGUAUCCCAACCAUGAUUCUUACGUCUGACGCAUCUUCUGUGGGUUGGGGUGCUUGGACUUCCCAAAGUCAAACCCAAGGUCUAUGGUCCCAAGUGGAGAGGAAAUAUCAUAUCAAUGUCCUGGAGAUGCUCGCAGUUAAACUGGGGCUCAUGUCCCUUUUUGAAUCAGUAUCCAACCAACACAUUAGGAUCUUAUCUGACAAUACUACCACAGUGUCCUAUAUUAAUGCUAUGGGAGGUUGUAAGAGUAAGGAAUGCACUCAGAUUGCUAAGGACAUUUGGUUAUGGGCCAUCAGUUGGCACCUCUGGCUCUCAGCGGCUCAUCAGCCGAGGCAGCUGAAUGCCAUUGCAGACUCACUGUCGCGCCAUUUUGAGGAUGGGAUAGAAUGGAAGCUGAAUCCUAUUCUAUUUGACAGAAUCUGUGGGUUGUAUGGGGUCCCUGAGAUUGAUCUGUUUGCCAGUCGAAUCAACCAUCAAACGAAUACCUAUGUUUCUUGGAAACAAGAUCCCUGUGCAACCUAUGUUGAUGCUUUCACUGUGAAUUGGUCCCAGUUCACUAACAGUUAUAUGUUUCCACCAUUCUGUUUAAUCAGUAGAUGUCUCCAAAAAAUAUUUUUGGAACAAGCAACAGUGACCAUCAUAGUACCUCUGUGGACCACRCAAGCUUGGUUUACAAGGCUUCUAAGUCUCCUGAUCCAUCGGCCCAGAAUGUUCCUUGUCACUCAUGGCAUGCAAGGUAUCAGGCAACAGUUCAUUGAAUGCAGCAUUUCUGAGGACAUUACCAAUGUCCUCAUGUCCUCAUGGGGGCCAAGUACACAGAAGCAAUAUAAUGUUCACAUCAGGAGGUGGGGUGAAUUUUGUCUACAGAGGAAAGUUGAUUCAUUGCGCCCAAAUAUCAAUGAUGUUUUAGAGUUUCUGCACAGUUUACACAUCAAAGAGCUAUCCUAUUCCACAAUUAAUACAGCACGUUCGGCUUUGUCGAACUAUUUAAUGGGAUUUGAAUUUCCUGGUACUCACUACACAAUUACUGAUCACCCCUUUGUUGUACGCUAUUUGAAGGGAGUGUUUAAUUUUGUCAAACCUACUCCUCGUUAUCAGGAGACUUGGGAUGUCGCCGUUGGAGAAACUUUCAUUAAAGGAACUAACAUUCAAAUUAGUUAUUUUGCUAGCACUCACAUCUGGACAAAGAUGUCAGACAUUAUCAUUUCUCGAUAUUGA
This is a messenger RNA of Actinia tenebrosa (Australian red waratah sea anemone), 2034 nucleotides long. RefSeq lists its product as uncharacterized. Gene Ontology annotation, molecular function: nucleic acid binding. NCBI's taxonomy places the organism in Eukaryota, Metazoa, Cnidaria, Anthozoa, Actiniaria, Actiniidae. The record is from RefSeq and is a predicted model, not a curated record.